Messenger RNA from Brassica napus (rape), 2200 nucleotides. RefSeq names its product scarecrow-like transcription factor PAT1. Gene Ontology annotation, molecular function: sequence-specific DNA binding; DNA-binding transcription factor activity. Bases 502 to 1995 code for a protein of 497 amino acids. Gene Ontology annotation, biological process: regulation of DNA-templated transcription. The transcript has 4 exons. Gene Ontology annotation, cellular component: nucleus. The record is from RefSeq and is a predicted model, not a curated record. NCBI's taxonomy places the organism in Eukaryota, Viridiplantae, Streptophyta, Magnoliopsida, Brassicales, Brassicaceae.
GGGUUAAUAAAUAAAAUGGUGUGGUGGUGGUCGGGACGUGUUUGAGUGUUAUAAUCGUAAAUAACACGCCUGAUUGAGAUUCUACUCUCUCUCUCUCUCUAUGAUAAGAAGAGUGACUUGUGUUUCAAAGUCAUUCCCAUGUGCCUUGUCUCCGACAACUUUAUCUCUCUUCUUGCUCAUGCCUCUGGUUCACAUGGUACUUCUUCAAGAUUCACUAUUUUUUUAAGGGUUUUUCAUCUCAGAAAAAGUCAGCCGUCACAUAAGAUUCUAAACCCUCUCUCUCUUUCUUGAUCCUGUCAGAAAAAUUCUUGAUUAAAUGUUAAGGGUUCCUUACAAAUAGAGGGAUCAGGUGGAUCUGAGUUGCAAAAACUAUAUCUUAAGUCUUGACAUGAGCUUGAGCUUUUCUUGGAUAGUUGUAGAUGAGUCAUGUUUGAUUUUUUUUUUUGUACUUGUGGUUGUGCAGAUUAUUUAAGGUGUGAAUCAUAAACGUGACAAAAAAAAAUGUACAAGCAUCCAAGACAAGAGAUUGAGGCCUACUCUUUGCCUGCCAACUCUGUUGGGAAGCGUAGGUACGUACCGGUUCACAACUCACGUAAACGGUACUGCACGCCAGAGUCAUCAUCACCUGACUCUCCUGCUUACGAUGUUCUCUCAAACGCUACGGCCUUGGUAUCACAUAACAACUCUGCAUACGAGGAUACGUCUGGCUCUUGUGUGACGGAUGAUUUUAAUGACAAGAUAAAGGAACUCGAAACGGUGAUGAUGGGGCCUGACUCAUUGGACUUGGUCCUAGAUUACAACGACUCCUUUGAUUCCACGUCGUGUCAAGAGACUAAUACCUGGAGAUCAACUCUAGAGGCCGUCUCUAGACGUGACCUAAGAGCUGAUCUUGUUUCAUGUGCAAAAGCUAUGUCUGAAAACGAUCUUAUGAUGGCACGUUCGAUGAUGGAGAAGCUGCGUCUUAUGGUCUCCGUUUCUGGUGAGCCUAUUGAACGUUUGGGAGCUUACUUACUAGAAGGUCUAGUGGCUCAGUUAUCUUCAUCCGGUAGUUCCAUAUACAAAUCACUUAACCAGUGCCCUGAACCCGCAAGCACCGACCUGCUCUCUUACAUGCACAUCCUCUAUGAGGUUUGUCCUUACUUCAAGUUCGGAUACAUGUCAGCUAAUGGGGCCAUUGCUGAAGCCAUGAAGGAAGAAAACCGAGUUCACAUUAUUGAUUUCCAAAUAGGUCAAGGGAGUCAAUGGGUUACUCUUAUCCAGGCUUUUGCAGCUAGGCCCGGUGGGCCUCCUCGGAUACGGAUAACGGGUAUUGAUGAUACAACGUCAGCGUAUGCUCGUGGAGGUGGCUUAAACAUUGUAGGGAACAGACUCGCUAAGCUUGCUAAGCAGUUCAACGUUCCGUUUGAGUUUAACUCGGUGUCGGUGUCAGUGUCUGAGGUUAGACCUAAGAACCUCGGAGUCCGACCAGGGGAAGCUCUAGCCGUUAACUUUGCCUUUGUGCUUCAUCAUAUGCCUGACGAAAGCGUGAGCACCGAGAAUCACCGUGACCGGUUACUGAGAAUGGUGAAGAGCUUAUCUCCCAAAGUGGUGACUCUAGUGGAGCAAGAAUCAAACACAAACACGGCUGCUUUCUUCCCCAGGUUCAAAGAGACAAUGGACUACUAUGACGCCAUGUUCGAGUCAAUAGAUGUGACUCUCCCAAGGAAUCACAAACAGAGGAUUAACGUGGAGCAACAUUGUCUAGCAAGAGAUGUAGUGAACAUCAUCGCUUGUGAAGGAGCUGAUAGGGUGGAGCGGCACGAGCUCCUAGGGAAAUGGAGGUCACGGUUUGGGAUGGCUGGUUUCACUCCUUACCCGUUGAGUCCUCUUGUGAAUUCCACUAUUAGAAGUCUACUCAGGAACUAUUCGGACAAGUAUAGGCUGGAAGAAAGAGAUGGAGCCUUGUAUCUUGGUUGGAUGAGACGAGAUUUGGUCGCCUCGUGUGCAUGGAAAUGACACGGAGAUAAGUCUUUAUUGUAACCGUAAUCAAAGUGUGUCUACUUGUAUGCAGUUUCAGUUGCUCAUUUGAAUCUUCAAAAACAUUAGAAGAAUCUCAUGUCCGUCUACUUCUAGAAACCAUUGCAUGGCAGAACAUGUCUUGAAAUACUAGUUCAGGCAUUUUGUGUGGACACACAAUACAUCAGUAACAAUUUAUUUACUA